Phytophthora sojae is the source of this 414-nucleotide messenger RNA. RefSeq lists its product as hypothetical. The transcript has 2 exons. NCBI's taxonomy places the organism in Eukaryota, Oomycota, Peronosporomycetes, Peronosporales, Peronosporaceae. Bases 30 to 353 code for a protein of 107 amino acids. The record is from RefSeq and is a predicted model, not a curated record. Gene Ontology annotation, cellular component: microtubule cytoskeleton; cytosol. Gene Ontology annotation, biological process: post-chaperonin tubulin folding pathway; tubulin complex assembly. Gene Ontology annotation, molecular function: beta-tubulin binding.
AGUCUUAGCGUAGCUACAGAACCGUAAAAAUGGCGGAGCGGCAGUUCAAGAUCAAAGUGGGCACUCUGCGCCGGGUGAAGAAGGACCUCGAGUACUACGCCAAGGAGCACGCGGCCCAGCAGACCAAGAUCGAGAAGAUGCGCGCGGACGGCAAGGACGAGCACGACAUCCGCAAGCAGGAGGAGGUGCUGGUGGAGACGGAGACCAUGCUGCCGGACUGUCAGAGUCGUCUCAAGGAGGCGGCCACCGACGUCUCCAACUUCAUCGAGGCAAACCGGGAGGAGGUCGAGUCGCUCGAGACGUUCAAGGAGGCGCAGGAGCUGCUGGCCGCCAUCCCCACGCUGCUCCAGUAAAGUAAAGUACCUACUCGUGGAGUAAGCACACAGUCUAAUUGAAGCCACCCCCUCAGAUAUC